GAACUCUGCCGUGCAGUGCAACAAUCUUUCAUAAAAUGAUCCUGCCACAUAAGUCCGCAGGUUGGUCCAUCGUCCAUCUCAUGCAGACCAUCACAGAAUGGAGACUCAGGAGCUGCGAAUGCUCGACAGGGCCCAGUACAGGUCAAUAUCAUCUGAUUGGGAGAACAUAAUCGAACCUCCAGUGAGGAAAAGUUCGCCUCAGCCUGAUCACUCUAACCUCUACGCCGAGCCUGCUAGCCGCAAAGUCGUUAUUCAGAAACGCUGGAAUGGUCUUUCAUGGGUCGAAUGGUUGAGCCAUUUGGCUUCAAUUGCAUACACUGUCGCGGUUCUGACACUCUGCGGGCUGCAGGUUUACUUUGCCGACAUCACGAAGCCCGCCAUCAACACCGAUCUCAAUGCAUUUCAAUUUGUCGCUGCUCUGCACGCCAUCAUCGUGGGUACUUCGUUGACCGCCAUGGCCGUCUGGCACCUUCGUUAUGAGCUCUGUGCCUCUGAAGGCUUGCCUAUUGGCUUUCUGGACUAUCCUUUCCAGCUCUCUUCGAUCAGCGCAUUAUUCAAACCCAGAUUCUGGCACGCAACGUUUGACAUAAGCAACAAUGCCAGAAGAUAUAUGUUCGCCGCAGGAAUCUUGGUCGCUAUGGUUCUGCAAGCUUUGAGUGGGCCAUCUUCCGCCAUACUAAUCGUGCCCCAGCUGGACUGGUGGACUGUCGACGACACUUUUUCCGGCCUCAACGGCUUUACUUAUAUCAACGCAAGCCACGAGGCUAUCUGGCCAACGAGGAUCGUGGACAAAAAUUACAGUUGCGCACUUUCAAAUCCGCCCCUAAUCGAGCGCUGUCCUUACGCAAGCAUCAACGAGAUUGCAAAGUGGUCGCUCGAAUAUCUCGUACAAUUCUCCUCGCCAAAUAUCACCACCAUGACUACGACUCUCGUGGGACGCUAUAUUGCAGGCAGCCCCUUCAACACCACGGGCAGCAUCAAAGGCGGGCCCAACAUCACUACGAUACCGGGCUAUUCGGCUGCGUCGGCGCCAGGGACCCAUAUUGCGCGUACAUUAGGAGACAUAUGGACUUUCGCUCAGAGGAAUGGUCAAGGGACGCACAUUGGGGACCGCUAUGGCAGACCUAAAUUCACUCUUUCCGGCGAAUACGACCGUCCCAUGAUGCGCCCAAUCGUACAGACUGAGUGUGGUCCUGCCGUCAAUAUCAAUGAUCUGGAUACCUUUGAGGCUACUUACCCCACGGAUCAACUGCGAGUCAAGCCCGGCGAGAACUAUACCCGUGAGAUAAGACAAGAGGUCAAUGCCACCUUUCAUCGUCAACACGUGCGAUCCAAAAUGUUUGUCAAUUUCCAUAAUCUCUCCACGGCAGCAGGUAGACCAACACUGGGUGCUUUGGUCACCAUGGAUUUUUUCAAUGCGCACAUCAACCUCGCCAAUGUAAGCGACGGGGAAACUGCCCUUGGGUUGAUGCCUUGCACCAUUCUCGCUCACUGGAUACCAAGCAAUAUGUCAAUAGACCCCAAACUCAACAACGUCGCGAUCUUAGACAAUCCACUACCUGUGGUCGACGUUGUCGACGUUCCAAGCCUCUUUGAGCGCGCUACUACGUUGGACAUCGACAUGGCAUUUGCCAAUGCUGUCAAUGCACCUACCUCGUCACCAAAUUCGCAUACUGUGAUCGAAACAGAAAUUUUACCAAUGGCACUCAAUUUCACGAACGGUCAGCCGCAGUUUGACGGGAGUUGGGGCGAUCUAUGGCCCUAUGCGGUGGCCACGGUGCUCUCCUUGCAAUUCUCGGACGCCUUAGCCCGUUCCAACGACGAUUUCCUGACGUUCCUCCUGUGCGAAGGCUGCGCCAAUCAAACGGAGUCUCCAGGCUACAGCGCAGUCAAAAACCUGGCGGGUCUCAACGGGGGACCUGCUGAAAUCAUACCGGAAAGCAGCCAGACAAGCUGGAUCGAAGAGAAGAAGAACCGGACAGACCUGCACACAGUGGUGAACUGGAAAUUGGAGCGUUAUGGGUACGGCUGGGCAAUGAAGCGCCCUACGGAAUGGCUUGCGGCCACUGUUCUCCGGCUACACGCACUGCUGGUUAUAGUCCAUGUGGUGGUAGUCACUCGAGGGAAGUGGAGAUGUUACGCAUGGGAUGAUCUUUUGAGUCUGCUUGCGCUAGCCAACAUGUCGCCCGAGAUCGAGUCGAUGCGAGAUUUAAGCACAGGUGAUGCGCCUGCGCGCGCUCUCGGGCAACCUGUCGUGAUCGAGGAGAAGCCGGAAAAGAAUGUCUUUGAACUAACUUCUCUCGAGGGAAGCACCAUCAGAAGUAGGAGACCUACGCCGCGGAAGAAGUAUGGGUGGUCGAGAUUAUCGAUGGAAGAGUAAGAAGCCCGACAAUGUCUUAGCUAGGAGGGUAUUCUCGGUGAGGAGUGUUCCUCGAGCCAUAAGGAAGAUAAAUCGAGCAGGUUCUCGAGCUGGACUCGAAGACCCUGUGAUGAUUGCAGCUGGUCAUCCUGCUACAGCAAAAGACAAAUUCCUAUCCAGAAGUCUAAUACACGACUCUCUGAAGCAU
Molecule: messenger RNA, 2567 nt
Organism: Exophiala viscosa
Lineage: Eukaryota; Fungi; Ascomycota; Eurotiomycetes; Chaetothyriales; Herpotrichiellaceae
Exons: 2
Coding region: 98-2380 (760 amino acids)
Source: RefSeq, a predicted model, not a curated record